Molecule: messenger RNA, 525 nt
Organism: Didymodactylos carnosus
Lineage: Eukaryota; Metazoa; Rotifera; Eurotatoria; Philodinida; Philodinidae
Source: the annotation of a GenBank genome assembly
AUGGAAACCACUAAAGGUAAGCCAAUCUUUAUUUACGCUGAAUAUGCUUAUAUUGUUGAUAAAACAUCGGGUGAUAAAACAAUAUGGUGUUGUGAUCGAAAACGUCAUGGGCAGUGCAGAGGAAGAAUACAUACAAUUAACGACAAUGUCGUUUUAUCAAUCGGCGAACACAAUCAUGAGCCAAAAGCGGAGGCAGCUGAAAUGAUAGCGAUAAGAACGCAAAUGGCCAAUGAAGCAAAAAUGACAAUUAGUCGGGAUGCAAUCGUAAUUCCAGAUGAAUUUACAAAAACAAUUGCAAAUCGUACAUUUUUACAGCAUGACUCGGGGUUGAAAGAUAAACAGAUGUUAAUUUUCGCCAUAAAAAAGCAUCUCGGAAUAUUGGAACGUUCAACAACUAUCUUUCUCGAUGGUACAUUCUCCGUCGUUCCGGGCUUGUUUUUUCAAUUAUAUACAAUUCACUGUGAUUAUAUGAACCAUGUUUUUCCAAUGAUUUAUGUUCUGCUUCCAGCGCAACCGGAAGUAUAG